Molecule: messenger RNA, 1582 nt
Organism: Leucoraja erinaceus (little skate)
Lineage: Eukaryota; Metazoa; Chordata; Chondrichthyes; Rajiformes; Rajidae
Gene: med6
Product: mediator complex subunit 6
Exons: 8
Coding region: 81-830 (249 amino acids)
Biological process (GO): regulation of transcription by RNA polymerase II
Cellular component (GO): mediator complex; core mediator complex
Molecular function (GO): transcription coactivator activity
Source: RefSeq, a predicted model, not a curated record
AGGCUCGGCUCAGCUGACGAUCGUCAUCGGAAUGCGCCGUUUGGCGGUGACGCACGACUGUGCGCCGAGGUGUAGCUGACAUGGCGGCGGUGGCUGCGGCGGACAACAGAGAUAACCUUCUGGGGAUCUCAUGGGUAGACAGUGCUUGGAUUCCAAUUCUAAAUCCAGGGAAUGUGCUUGACUACUUUUCUGAAAGAAGCAACCCAUUUUAUGAUCGGACUUGCAACAAUGAGGUAGUCAAAAUGCAGCGGCUUAGCUUGGACCAUCUACAUAACAUGACUGGUCUGGAAUACAUUCUGCUACAUGCACAAGAACCUAUAUUGUAUAUUAUUCGAAAGCAACACAGGCACAGUCCAACACAAGCUACUCCUUUGGCUGAUUAUUAUAUAAUUGCAGGAGUGGUGUAUCAAGCGCCUGAUUUGGGAUCUGUAUUAAACUCUAGAAUGCUGACGGCAAUACACGCAGUUCAGUCUGCCUUUGAUGAAGCCAUGUCUUACUGCCGAUACCAUCCCUCUAAAGGAUACUGGUGGCAUUUCAAGGACCAAGAAGAAAGGGACAAAAUAAAACCAAAAUCGAAGAAGAAGGAGGAACCAAGUUCAAUAUUUCAGCGUCAGAGAGUGGACAUGUUACUUCUGGAUAUCCGGCAGAAAUUCCAGCCCAAAUACAUUCAGCCAAAAUCUGGAGACAAACCUGUACCAGUGGAGCAGGUGAAAAAAGAAUCUGAACCACCAACUGAAACAAUCAAACAUGAAGAAAAAGAGUCUACAAAGAACUCGCAGCAGAGUUCAACAACAAAAGCUCCUCCUGAGAAACGGAUGAGGCUGCAGUGAAGAGAUGUUUGAAUCCUUCUCACCGAGUCAAUAACUUUUUGGCUCAGUUCUCAUGGGUGACUGAACUCUUGCAUUUUCAUUUCAUGCACAGCAAUUAUUUUUUGUUUUUGUUUCCGUACUGCAACCACAAAGGGAGUAUGUUCUCUGGGAGAAUUUUAGCCGUUGCGGUUCUUCAGUCCCUUCCAUUUCCUAAAUGACAACACUCCUUGUAGCUUAAAACAUUAUUUUCUUGCUCUGGUUGAAGUGAGAUGGAAUCAUUGAAAGAUGUCCAAAACUACCAUUUUAGCCGUUGCCGGAUAAGAGGAUUGAAGUUGAAAACAAGUGAUACUAUUGGUACUUUAAAUAUUACUUGGCUGUUUUGUACCCAUUUAAAAAGGAUGCUUUAUAUGUCACAGUUUAUUAAAAAAUCAAAAUCUGCAGAUGCUGGCAAUUUUAUAGAAAAAAUGAAAAUGCUUGAAACACUCAACAGGUCGGACGGCAUCUGUGGAAAUAAAUAGUUAAUGAUUCAGGUCAAAGACUGUUCAGAUUUGCCUGAUUUACAGAUUAUUCAGGUGUAUUGAUUAAUAAUGGUAUAGUUGUUUGGUUCAUUCUUUCGCAAAAACUACCUAUAAUAUUUUCCAUCUGACUGAGAUGUGUAGUUGAUUGAGAAAUGAUGGGUGUGAAAGCAAGUUAUUUUGCCCUGUGAUCCUUGGCAUUGUACAUUGUUACUUUGUAAAGGUAAAUUACAUUAAAAAUUCAUGUUUGAUGAUGAA